Messenger RNA from Hibiscus syriacus, 1607 nucleotides. RefSeq names its product bHLH transcription factor RHL1-like. The transcript has 7 exons. Bases 221 to 1474 code for a protein of 417 amino acids. NCBI's taxonomy places the organism in Eukaryota, Viridiplantae, Streptophyta, Magnoliopsida, Malvales, Malvaceae. Gene Ontology annotation, biological process: regulation of transcription by RNA polymerase II. The record is from RefSeq and is a predicted model, not a curated record. Gene Ontology annotation, cellular component: nucleus. Gene Ontology annotation, molecular function: RNA polymerase II cis-regulatory region sequence-specific DNA binding; protein dimerization activity; DNA-binding transcription factor activity, RNA polymerase II-specific.
ACCCACCGAAGAGCAAGCCCUCCGUCUUCAGUCUUCGGCAGCCACAAAAAGGAAAUCAAAAUCAUUCCCAAUCCUAAAACCCCCUCUCAUGCUUCUUCUCUCAGUUUCCAUUUCUCUAAAUCAUAAACUAUAAACAGUUGAACACUUGCUCAAAGUCUUGUCUUUUUUCUAGCUCUCUUUUUACCCUUUUUUUAAUUUGAAACAGCUGUUUCGGAGAAUUAUGCAGCCUUGUAGCCGUGAGAUGCAAGCAAUGAACUCCCUCUUAAACCCGACUCAGCAAAUCCAUCUCCAAGACCUUCAAGUCAACGGCAACGGCAACAGUCACCAGCAGAUGCAAAACCCAGACUUGGAUCCCACAUCAUCCCAAGAUGACUUCUUGGAACAGAUGCUCUCUAUUCUCCCUUCUUGCCCAUGGUCCGACCUCAAGUCACCUUGGGACCCCCCAAAAUCCGAUGAAACCGGAGCUUCUAAUCCCGACGAUAAUGUCGGCUUCCAUUACGAUAAGAUUCUGGCAUCCAAGUUUAGACAACAUCAAAUCAACGGCGGUGGUGGAGGAGGAGGAGGAGGAGGGUCGACUAUGCCCUUGUCUUUGGAUGGUAGAUCUGCUGCCGGGUCUCAUCAUCAGAGUGGAGAGGGUUCAAUGCAAAAUUUGUACAAUGGUUUUAGUCCUGGAUCUUUGCAUGGGACCAAUCAAUCUCAGCAUUUUCACCAUCCUCAGACACCAAACCUUGGAGUUGGAGCAAAGGCCGGAACAGAAAUGAACCAAACUCAGGCAAGUGGUUCGACGACCGGAGCUACUCCGGCUCAACCCAAACAGAGAGUCAGGGCAAAAAGAGGUCAAGCUACCGACCCCCACAGUAUCGCUGAAAGAUUACGCAGAGAGAGAAUUGCAGAGAGAAUGAAAGCUCUUCAAGAAUUGGUUCCCAAUGCCAAUAAGACAGAUAAAGCUUCAAUGCUUGAUGAGAUAAUAGAUUAUGUCAAAUUCCUCCAGCUCCAAGUCAAGGUUCUGAGUAUGAGCAGAUUGGGAGGCGCCGGUGCCGGUGCCGUUGCUCCCCCUGUUGCUGAUAAGCCUUCUGAGGGAGGAGGCGAUUGUGUUCAGACGACCGCUAACGGUGGUGGGUCCCUUCAGCGGAAUUCUAACGGCAAUCAAUUAACGGUGACGGAGCACCAAGUGGCCAAACUUAUGGAAGAGGACAUGGGCUCCGCCAUGCUGUACUUGCAAGGGAAGGGUCUGUGCCUCAUGCCCAUUUCCCUCGCCACCGCCAUCUCCACCGCUACGUGUCAUUCCAGGAAUCCUAUGAUCAGCAAUGCGAGCCCAAGUAAAGGCGGCGACGGCAACCAUCCUUUACUUCAAUCCAACGGGGAAGGGCCUUCCUCGCCUAACAUGUCUGUGUUAACUGUCCACUCAGCUACUAGGGGUAACGGCGGUUUCGACGGUUCCGUUAAAGAUGCUACCUCCGUUUCCGAGCCGUGAUGACGGCGUUGACUUACUAAGAGAACAAAAAGUAAAAAAGGCAGCUUUAAGCCAAAGCCUAGCAGCUAACCUGACCAACUCCAACAAGAAAUAAAAGGAAGAAGAGGAUCAACCCAAUCCUCAGAACAACUUG